AGUGCAGGGAGCGACCGUGCAGGAGAGACGUAGCACUGCCUGGAGCGACCGCGCAGGAGUGACACAGCAGUGCAAGGAGCGACCGCACAGCGCUGGACAUUGACACGGCAUCUGUUUACGCUUUACAGUCAAGAUGGGGCCUCUGCUGAUGGCGGUAGUCGGGGCGAUGCUGUCGCACGGCGGCACGCUCGCCCGACCACAGACUGAAAAAGACGCGUUCCUCGGCUCCCUGCUCGGCGACACCAGCACCAGUCCCAAGGACAACGGCCAGUUCAUCGCCGGCCUACUUGGCGACACGUCGCCGCCAAAGGAAGUGGUGCGCUGCGAGCGAGGCCAGCACGUCUGCACGCCCUACUUCCGCUGCGACGAGGCGAACAUCCUCAGCGAUGGACUCGGCGGGUUCGACCUGCGCAUCGGCAAGCAACAGUUCGAGAGCGAAUUUGAAUUUAUCACGCAUUCGGAGUGCCCGCGAUACGGCGAUGUCUGCUGCACGCGACCGAUUGCCGAUCCCGAUGUCUCUGAACCAUACGUGCCGCAGUGCGGCCGCCGCAACCAGCUCGGCAUCGGCGCCAGAAUCCUCGGCUUCAAAGACAACGAGACGCAGUUUGGCGAGAUCCCCUGGAUGGCGGCCGCGCUGUACGUGGAGAAGGUGGACGGCGCGGAGCGCAACUUGUUCGAGUGCGGCGGCUCGCUGAUUCACCCGCAGGUGGUGAUGACUGCCGCCCACUGUGUGCACAGCCUGAACGCGACAGCACGCCUGCGCGUGCGCCUCGGCGAGUGGGACACGCAGCAGAAGAGCGAGCGCUUUCAACACGUGGACGUGGACGUGGCACAUUUCGUGGCGCACGAGGAUUUCCAUCCGCAGCGCCUCAGUGACGACUUGGCGCUGCUCUUCCUGAAGGAUCCCGUUGAGCUACAGGAGCAUAUCGACACGCUGUGCCUGCCCGACCCGGAUGUCGUAUAUGACCAGGCCGAGUGCAUCGCCACCGGUUGGGGCAAGGAUGCCUUCGUUGCCGGCCAGUUCCAGACCAUACUGAAGCAGAUCGAGCUGCCGCUCGUGCCGCACGCCGCCUGCCAGACUGCGCUGCGUAAGACGCGGCUGAAAAAGUACUUCGCGCUGGAUCGCUCUUUCACGUGCGCCGGCGGUGUGGGCGGCCAGGACACGUGUACCGGUGACGGCGGCUCGCCGCUGGCCUGCCGCGACCCGCGCGACCCCGACCGCUACAUCCAGCUGGGCGUCGUCUCGUGGGGCAUUGGCUGUGGCCUGGAAGGCGUACCGGGCGUGUACGCCGAUGUCGCACAACAGGUACCCUGGAUCCGUGAGCAGGCGGCUUUGGCCGGCCUGACCCUGUAGGACGUCAGGAGCCGGCCUCAGGAGCCGGCCGGACAGACGUCCCGGUGGAGGCGGGAGGCGAGCGUGGGUCGGGACUCGCUGUGAUAUGGAAGCCGAAGUCGGCUUUGCAGGCCGUCUGGAGCCAACAACAGGGUAGCUGUAGAUGCGUUGGCCAGGAUACCCGCCGCGACGCUGUGCUUUGACGAGAGUUCCCCUGCUUUCUUGGCCGUUGUACUUGACAUGCCACCACUUGUUGACUGGCAUGGAACUCUCUACGCUUUGGUAUCACGUACUAGAUGAAGUGUAUUGGCGAAGAGAUGCUCGAAACUAAAGGUAAUUUUGCGCUUCGUUUAAGAAAUAAGCAAGCAUCAUAAAUGCUCACCAGCUAUACCACAGCAGCCCACGUACCAACAUAUGAGACAUUACAGUGAGCACCGGGCAUAGCUCUCUGAGGUGAUUCCAAACAACCGCGCAUUCUCCAAAGCGACGUCACCGCCUGAGCAGCCUCCUGAAGGGACUCACGCAGCCCUGCACUGUGACCAGUGAAGCAUGGCCUGAUUACUGCACGUACAGUGAUCCGUAGACGGUCACUGCACGGGACAUGACGCGUGACCGAUCACUGCACGGGACAUGACGCGUGACCGAUCAAUGCACGGACAGUGACCCGUGACCGAUCACUGUGUAGGUACACACAGUAUACACAGUACACGUAUAUACACGUAUACACAGUGAUGGGUCACGCAUCCCGUCCAACAUCGGUGGGGCUUCCCGGCAUAGCGUGAGACAGUAUGUAAACCGGCCAUGGUUUGAAACUGCCCCCGCCAAACCAAACACGACCAUUGGGCCGAGAAAUCAGUACGGUUAUUAGUACAGUACGGCCCGACGCUCCAGUUGACCGGCCCGCAUCAACAAAGCAGCGCUAGUUGGUGACAGGUUUGUUGACCGGGGAAAAGCGGCGUGUGUAGCCCUGCCAGGUGGGAUUAGACGCCCCCCCCCCCACCCCCGCCCCACCUUCGUAUUGGCAAUGACGGAGAGGUCAAUCCAUCCUCCGAAAUUAAUCAUCAUCAGUUACUGGUCAUGCGUCAUUCCCGGCCGGCACUGCGUCUCGGCCGUGCUCGGCGCUUGGCCCGCGUGAAGCGAAGAACUGGUGUGUCAAUAUGCGCCAGUGAGUUUGUAAAUACAGGUGACG
Messenger RNA from Pollicipes pollicipes, 2522 nucleotides. Its product is annotated as phenoloxidase-activating factor 2. NCBI's taxonomy places the organism in Eukaryota, Metazoa, Arthropoda, Thecostraca, Pollicipedomorpha, Pollicipedidae. Gene Ontology annotation, biological process: proteolysis. Gene Ontology annotation, molecular function: serine-type endopeptidase activity. The record is from RefSeq and is a predicted model, not a curated record. Bases 134 to 1354 code for a protein of 406 amino acids. The transcript is spliced from 2 exons.